AUGUCGAUGUUUCUGGACAUGUUCAAGAUAACCCCUUUCGACUUGGAACCGGUCCUCGCCACUUGGACCGACGGUCCGAAGUUCAGCGGGAACCGCAAGAAAGAUCCUCCCGUUGCGGUGUGGCUCGAGCAGGUCAAGGCCGGCUGCGUCCAGAGGCAAGUCCCUGAAGAAUACUGGCAUGAGGUCGCGGAGCAUUUCAUGGGCAAGAAGGCAAAGAAGAGGUUCAAUGCUGUCAAGAAAGUACUCUACGAAAUGAACGGGGAGAGCUACCGGUGGACGUGGAAGAAGUUCAAGCUGCUGAUGUGCAGUGUCGGAUGGGAUAUCGACCCGAAGGCUACGCUUACUGUGGAGCACAAACCCUCAGGCGGAUGGUGGGUGAUCGGCAAGAAGAGCGAGGAGCCGGCUCCCCCUUCUAAAGUGGCACACGCAAGGUCCAAGUCCCAGUCGGACGUGCCCAAAGCAUCCACUACCAAGCCCAAAGCACCUGUUCGGAGCCAGUCCUCGUUCCUCUCUUGGACUCAGGCCGGCGACGCGAAGACGGUAUCCAAGGAUCACGGAGCGCCCGCUCCAACCCAGUCGUCCUUAUUUCCAUGGGCUCAGCCUGACAAUACGAAGACAAACGCCAAGGAUUCGAAAAUACCACCCAGUCGGAGCAACUCUUCUUUCCUCCCUUGGGGGCAGCCUAGUGACACGAAGAUCACCAAGGAGCCAACGACCAUUCAGAAAUCCCGCUUUAUCCCUUUCUGGCGAGUUGCGCAAGAGGAGCCUGAGGUCGCCAGCAAACUCACCGAAGCCCUCGUCCAAGCCCCCUUGUGGCUAUUCCUCGCCUGCGACGUGCUCGAGACGCUCAGCCAAGGCCACCCGAAAGCUAUGAGCGCAGUCUCCGCUAUCCUCAUUAUCGCAGGGAGCAUCCCUGCCAUCCCGGCCAUCACCACUGGUGCUGCUGGUGCUCUCUUGGCUUCCCAUGCCGCUCAGGCUGCUGGCGCUGCCGCAGUCAGUCUCGGGACUUGGCUGAAGACCAGACAGGCGGGGGAGGCCAAGGCUUCGGGCUCCAAGUAG
Molecule: messenger RNA, 1059 nt
Organism: Gloeophyllum trabeum ATCC 11539
Lineage: Eukaryota; Fungi; Basidiomycota; Agaricomycetes; Gloeophyllales; Gloeophyllaceae
Exons: 3
Coding region: 1-1059 (352 amino acids)
Source: RefSeq, a predicted model, not a curated record